Pteropus alecto (black flying fox) is the source of this 3645-nucleotide messenger RNA. RefSeq names its product solute carrier family 29 member 4 (gene SLC29A4). Bases 867 to 2639 code for a protein of 590 amino acids. The transcript has 11 exons. NCBI's taxonomy places the organism in Eukaryota, Metazoa, Chordata, Mammalia, Chiroptera, Pteropodidae. Gene Ontology annotation, biological process: nucleoside transmembrane transport. Gene Ontology annotation, molecular function: nucleoside transmembrane transporter activity; monoamine transmembrane transporter activity. Gene Ontology annotation, cellular component: plasma membrane. The record is from RefSeq and is a predicted model, not a curated record.
CAGAGAAAAUUUGAGUAAGUUCAGGCUUGCGGGGUCCCUCAGGAAGGGAGCCCUCCCCCCGCUUCUGCGGGUCCUCCCACACAUCCUGGGGAUACAGAGGUGCUACGCUCAGUGCCCGACGCUGUAGUGUCCCAUCUUUGUCUUAAAUUCUCUACAGUGAGCCGGUACCCUUUUCGCAAUCAGAUAAAUGAAUAAGAUUUUUAGAAAAACCAAUUGAUAAAUGUUUUAGGGAAAACACACACAGACGCACGCAGAGUUACCCACACAGUCGGGGUGUCUGUCCACAGAUGAAUCAAUUCCUUCCUUUCUGUCAAAGAGAGUGGCUGGCAGGUUUGAACUGAAGCCAGAGGAACUGAGGCAGGACCAAAGGGAGGACUUGCAGCCAGCGGGACGGCUGGCCCUGAACAGGGCCGUGGGGGCUCGGUGUCCACAGGCCUGGUGGCUGCUCUGGAGCUUAUUGCCUUUGAGACCGUGGGGGCAGGUCAGGGAGCGUGUCCACCCUGUGACCCUCAAUUCCCUCGGCCGUAAGACGCCUGUCGGGCCUCGUCCCAGAGGGAAGGGUGCGUGGGCCACAGUGUUCAGGAGUGUCGUCUGUCGUCCCUGGAGGCCUUCCUCCUCCACAGUACUCCGCUCCGCCGAGCCCUCUCUGUGCCCGCCGCCCGCCCCGUGCAGGCCUCCCCGUCGCUCCCCGCUGCGGCGAGGGCGCCCUGGACCCGUCGGGCCAUCGCUUAGGUGGGUGCGCUGGAUCACGUCGUUUCUGAACAGGUGGCGUGAAUAAGGAGGACGGGCCCCGGGGUGCAGGCUCGCAGCUGGGCAGUGGGGUGGGGUCCCCUCACCUGCCUCCUCUCUCCAUAGCACAGGCUGCCAUGGGCUCCGUGGGCAGCCAGCGCCUCAGGGAGCCCAGUCUGACGGGCCCACCGGACAGGAGCAUGGUGACGAGCUUCAGCUUCGACAGCUGCCAGCUGGAGGAGGUGGCCGCAGCGGUGGCGGGAGCAGGUCGCGACCAGGGUGCCCCGAUUUUCAGCGACUCCGGGGCAGCUGUGGCCGUGGAGGUGGACGGCGGCCAUGGCGAUGGUGGCCAUGAUGCUGGUGGUGGUCGUAGUGGCAGCCACCGUGGUUAUAGCGGCUACGGAAAUGAAGGCAGUGGCUCUGAUGGUGAUAAUGGCCGAGAUGCGGUGACAUUGGCGACCACAGCUGUGGGGACAGAUGGAGCCAGAGUGGUGACAGCGGCAGGGGAGCCGGUACCCGAUGACCGCUACCACGCCGUCUACUUUGCGAUGCUGCUGGCCGGCGUGGGCUUCCUGCUGCCAUACAACAGCUUCAUCACUGACGUGGACUAUCUGCAUCACAAGUUCCCAGGGACCUCGAUCGUGUUUGACAUGAGCCUCACCUACAUCCUGGUGGCUCUGGUGGCCGUGCUUCUGAACAACGCGCUGGUGGAGAGGCUGAGCCUGCACAGCAGGAUCACCGCAGGCUACCUCUUGGCCUUGGGCCCCCUCCUCUUCAUCAGCGUCUGUGACGUGUGGCUGCAGCUCUUCUCUCGGGAACAGGCUUACGCCGUCAACCUGGCCGCUGUCGGCACCGUGGCCUUCGGCUGCACAGUGCAGCAAUCCAGCUUCUACGGGUACACGGGGAUGCUGCCCAAGAGGUACACCCAGGGGGUGAUGACCGGGGAGAGCACGGCAGGCGUGAUGGUCUCCCUGAGCCGCAUCCUCACCAAGCUGCUGCUGCCCGACGAGCUGGCCAGCACGCUCAUCUUCUUCCUGGUCUCCGCCGGCCUCGAGCUGCUGUGCUUCCUGCUGCACCUGCUGGUCCGGCGCAGCCGCUUCGUGCUCCACCACACCGUGCGGCCGCGCGACAGCCGCCGGGCCCCCGGGGCCGGCUACCGCGUGCACCACGACGUCGCCGCCGGGGACGUCUGCUUCGAGAACCAAGGCUCAGCCCUGGCCGACAGCGGGUCCCCGAGGGACAGCCCGGCCCACGAGGUGGUCAUCAGCGGCAGGGGAGCCUACACGCGCUUUGAUGCACCUCGACCCAGAGCCCCGUGGAGCUGGUCCUCCUUCCGAGCCCUCCUGCUGCACCGCUAUGCGGUGGCCCGUGUCAUCUGGGCCGACAUGCUGUCCAUCGCUGUGACCUACUUCAUCACGCUGUGCCUGUUCCCGGGCCUGGAGUCUGAGAUCCGGCACUGCGUCCUCGGCGAGUGGCUGCCCAUCCUCGCCAUGGCCGUGUUCAACCUCUCUGACUUUGUGGGCAAGAUCCUGGCGGCUCUGCCCGUGGACUGGCGGGGCACGCACCUGCUGGCCUGCUCCUGCCUGCGUGCCGUCUUCAUCCCCCUCUUCAUCCUGUGCGUCUACCCCAGCGGGACGCCCGCCCUCCGCCACCCAGCCUGGCCCUGCAUCUUCUCCCUGCUCGUGGGCAUCAGCAACGGCUACUUCGGCAGUGUGCCCAUGAUCCUGGCAGCCGGCAACGUGGGCCCCACACAGCGGGAGCUGGCAGGGAACACUAUGACCGUGUCCUACAUGACAGGGCUGACGCUUGGCUCUGCCGUGGCCUACUGCACCUACAGCCUCACUCGCGACGCCCACAGCAGCUGCUCCCCCACGCCCACCGCCAAUGCCUCCUUCCCGGCUGGCCUCUGAGCCGGCCGUGUCCUGGGGGCCCACUGGGGCCCACACCGGGGGCCGAGGCCCCUCCCUGUCCCUCCCUGCAGUGCCUGCGGGGCCUCUUCCCCGUGCAGGUCCGACGCCCUCUGGGCACAGCUGCCCAUCACCGCAGCCCAGGGUUCUGCCAAGCUUCUGGAGACUGGGGCCAUAUCACUGCCCUCGGGGCUCCGCCCAGCACUGUGCUCUCCCGCUCCUCACCCUUUGUCUGCCCAGUGGUCCCAGUGCUAGCUAGGCCAGUGCUCUGAGGUCAUUCACAGCCAUCCUCCCCCAGAGCUGACUACCAGCCAGUGUCCUCCUGGUGACCCCCACCCCCAGGCCAGCUCUGAGGGCCCUGUGGCUCCAACCACACUGUCCAUAGUGCCUGACCCAGCCCCUCCCUCACCAGGGACCCCUUGUAAAACGUAAGAGGUCCUCAGAGGAGAGGGCCUGGCCCCAGCCUUGUCACCCCCUAGGCAUCCCCCCUCCCCCGAGCCUUAAACCCUGGUUCUCCCAAACAACACGUUCACCCUGGAGGAGUCGGAGCCAGUCAGACCACGGUGUGUGGGCGUGGGUGUACCCACUUCACCCCCGGAGCCACUCACGGCCGGCGCCCACCUGAUGCCACAGGCCUGGGGGUCUGCGCCUGACCCGUGGGCUCCUCUGGCUCCUCCACUGCCGGGGAUACAGGACAGAUUGGGGGCCUCCAAACCUGCCCCACACCUGGCUAGAAUAACUCUUGACCUAUGCCUUGAUCCCCACCCAGCAAGGUCCAAGGGGGAAGGUGAGAACCUGGCAAGUAAGGCCCCAGCCUGGCCCCUUCCUGUGCUCCGGGUCGGCUUGGUGCUGAGCUGAGGGGGUUCCCGGAGCGUCUUGCCAAAGCUGGACUUUCCUAGGGGGGAGGAUGGCCCCGCCUUUCCACGCCCACAGCACAGCUGUGACCACCCCACUCCUGUGUCCACUAACUGUACCACACUGGCCAUUAAAAGAUGAAGGCAGUAAGUGC